This is a messenger RNA of Pseudogymnoascus verrucosus, 1410 nucleotides long. RefSeq lists its product as uncharacterized. The record is from RefSeq and is a predicted model, not a curated record. Lineage: Eukaryota; Fungi; Ascomycota; Leotiomycetes; Thelebolales; Thelebolaceae. The transcript has a single exon. The coding region runs from base 97 to 1380 and encodes 427 amino acids. Gene Ontology annotation, molecular function: nucleotide binding.
CGGAAAAUGAUUAUUAACAAGGAGGCCUUUCUUACCAGGGCCCUUUCUUUCCAGUUCAGUAAUUAACUGCAUACCAUACAAGAGUCACUCUAUCCAAUGGCACCGACAAGAUAUGCCCAGGUUGGCACUGGCAGCCGUGCCAGCUUCUUCUACACUGCUAUCGCUCGGGAUUUCCAGAGUGAAGCGACACUGGUUGCCUUUUGCGACACAAACCAAACCCGCAUGGAUUAUGCCAGUGAUAACAUUGAGAAAAUUACAGGACAGAAGGUUCCAACCUACAAGGCAGCCGACUUUGAUCGCAUGAUCGAAGAAACCAAACCGGAUCAAGUUAUCGUCACAACCAUCGACCGCACCCACCAUGCAUAUAUCAUUCGGGCAAUGGAACUUGGCUGUGAUGUUAUCAGUGAGAAGCCCAUGACGACCGACGAAACGCACUGUCAGGAAAUCCUCGAUGCUGUGAAGCGUACUGGCCAGAAAUUGCGGGUGACUUUCAACUAUCGCUACGCACCACACAACACCAAGAUCCGCGAAUUACUCGCUGAUAACACUAUCGGCCAGGUGUUUUCGGUUCACUUCGAAUGGCUACUGAACACCCAGCAUGGUGCCGAUUACUUCCGUCGCUGGCAUCGGGAUAAGCGUAACAGCGGAGGCCUGCUCGUUCACAAGUCGACGCAUCACUUUGAUCUGGUAAAUUUCUGGCUGGCGAGUCAACCAAAAACGGUUUUCGCCUUGGGGGAGCUGAACUUUUACGGAAAAGAGAACGCAGAGAAGCGCGGCGAGGAGAAGUUUUACUCCAGGGCCCAUGGUAGCGAAGCUGCUAAGGAUGAUCCUUUUGCGCUGCACAUGGAGGAUCACCCGGAACUAAAGUCGCUGUACUUGGAUGCAGAAAAGGAAGAUGGGUACUAUCGUGAUCAAAGUGUAUUUGGGGACGGCAUUAAUAUCGAAGACACCAUGGGCGUGAUUGUGAAAUACCAAUCUGGUGCUAUGCUCACCUACAACCUGGUUGCAUAUUCCCCACUGGAGGGGUUUAGAGUUUGCUUCAACGGUAGCAAGGGCCGCCUCGAGGUGAACGUGAUAGAGAAAUCAUACGUAAAUGGAGGUGGUGAUCGGGACUUGGAAGGUGCCGUGGAUGAAAUCGAGAUUACGGUGCAUCCCUUGUUCGGAGAGUCGUACAAGGUGCCUAUUGACCAGGGACAAGGGGGGCAUGGUGGUGGCGAUCCUGUCCUACUCAACGAUCUCUUUGGUCAACCUGCGCCUGACAGAUUUAACCGCGCUGCAUCGCAUAUCGAUGGAGCCAUGUCCAUUCUCACAGGAAUAGCCGCCAACCAGUCGAUUCGUACAGGGCAGGCGGUGCAGGUUGACGGAUUAGUUAAAUUUUAGAGCAUGCUGUAAAUAAAAUAUAACUCUGUG